Messenger RNA from Ricinus communis (castor bean), 3714 nucleotides. Its product is annotated as pentatricopeptide repeat-containing protein At1g18485. Gene Ontology annotation, biological process: RNA modification. The transcript has a single exon. Bases 515 to 3454 code for a protein of 979 amino acids. The record is from RefSeq and is a predicted model, not a curated record. NCBI's taxonomy places the organism in Eukaryota, Viridiplantae, Streptophyta, Magnoliopsida, Malpighiales, Euphorbiaceae. Gene Ontology annotation, molecular function: zinc ion binding; protein binding; RNA binding.
UGAGAAAAGGAAAAGAAAAUAUCAUUAUAUAUUCCUUAGCAGCCAACCACAGCCCUUAGCCAUAAUAGCAAAUCCAACUUCUUAUCUCUCCAAUUUAUUUUCUCUUCCUUACCUUUUCCUCUCCUGACAGCACUGCCUUCUCUCAGUUGCCAUUUGCUCCGCCCUUGCUUUCUCUACUCAUUCCACGAAAAACUUUUACCCUUCUCAAUCUCUUAUCAGACCACCUAUGCAUGUCGUCCCGUCAUUAACCUUGUCCCUGAAUCUUAGCAUGGUUACUACUAAAUUUCAUUUUGUAAUUUAAGAGAAUACUGAAACUUUAUAUGUUGCUCCAUUGAAGCCUUAAUUUUGCUGCUGAGGUCUUGCUAGAAAUAUAAAAUAAAAUCUUGCCUGCACCAAGAUUUUUAGUAAUGAAAGAACUGUUCUCCAAGAAUUUUGCUUUCUGGGUCAAAGGUUGUCUUAAUAGAUAACCUUUUCAAGAAGGAAAAAGAAAAAGAACUUAGAACAAGAAGUUACUAUGAUCUCUAUGCUACAACUCAACAAUGCUAUUCUGCAGCUAUCAUCACUACCUCCCCGUCAACACCACUGCCACUUAUAUAACAAUGUAAAAUGGCAUAAAAGCCGCCCCCUUCGACAACCAACAAUUCAACCAAGAUCAUCUCUUCAUCUCUCUACCAAAACUCAAACCACUAACCUCUUUUUUCUACCACAGAUUACUAAUCUCUGCCAAACAGGUAACCUGACUGAAGCAUUUACCCUUCUUCAGGACAAACUUAAAAAUGAAAAUUUCAAUUCAUUACAAACUAAAGAAGCAAUGGGUAUUCUUCUCCAAGCCUGUGGCCAUCAAAAAGACAUUGAAACUGGUAAAAAGAUACAUGAAAUUGUUUCAAAAUCUGACCUUUAUUGCAAUGACUAUGUUCUUAACACCCGCAUUAUUACAAUGUAUUCAGCGUGUGGAUCUGUUUUGGAUUCUCGUAUUUUGUUUGAUAAUUUGCAAAGGAAGAAUUUGUUUCAGUGGAAUGCAAUUGUUAGCGGGUACACAAGAAAUGAACUUUACAGUGAUGCUAUUGACAUGUUUGUGAAAUUGAUAACUGAUACUGAGUUUAACGCUGAUAAUUUUACUUUCCCUUGUGUGAUUAAGGCUUGUACUGGGAGUUUAGAUAGGGGCUUAGGUGAGGUGAUUCAUGGGAUGGUGAUAAAGAUGGGUUUGCUCUUGGAUGUCUUUGUGGGUAAUGCACUGAUUGCUAUGUAUGGGAAAUUUGGUUUUGUUGAUGCAGCAGUAAAAGUGUUUCACUAUAUGCCUGUAAGAAACUUGGUUUCUUGGAAUUCAAUAAUUUCUGGUUUUUCUGAAAAUGGGUUUUCUAAAGAUUGUUUUGAUAUGUUAGUGGAGAUGAUGGCGGGUGAGGAGGGCUUGUUGCCUGAUAUUGCCACAUUGGUGACCGUCUUACCGGUCUGUGCAAGAGAAGUAGAUGUUCAAAUGGGAAUAAGAAUUCAUGGUUUGGCAGUGAAACUGGGGCUGAGUGAAGACGUAAGGGUUAAUAAUUCUUUGGUAGACAUGUAUUCAAAAUGUGGGUAUUUGACUGAAGCCCAAAUGUUAUUUGAUAAGAAUAAUAGAAAGAAUGCGGUGUCCUGGAAUACCAUGAUUGGAGGGCUUUGUACAAAAGGAUACAUCUUUGAGGCAUUUAAUCUCUUCAGAGAAAUGCAAAUGCAAGAGGAUAUAGAGGUUAAUGAGGUUACAGUGUUAAACAUUUUGCCUGCUUGCUUGGAGAUAUCACAGUUAAGAAGUUUGAAGGAACUUCAUGGCUAUUCAAUUAGACAUGGAUUCCAAUAUGAUGAAUUAGUGGCCAAUGGUUUUGUUGCAGCUUAUGCUAAGUGCGGGAUGCUGAUUUGUGCUGAGCGCGUCUUUUAUAGCAUGGAGACGAAGACUGUGAAUUCUUGGAAUGCACUGAUUGGUGGUUGUGCACAGAAUGGAGAUCCGAGAAAGGCUCUAAAUUUGUACAUUCAAAUGACAUAUUCAGGCCUGGUACCUGAUUGGUUUACCAUUGGUAGUCUUCUUUUAGCUAGUGCCCACCUAAAAUCACUACGCUAUGGCAAAGAGGUUCACGGAUUUGUGCUGCGACAUGGGUUAGAAAUUGAUUCAUUUAUUGGUAUCUCAUUACUAUCCCUUUACAUCCAUUGUGGGGAAUCAUCUUCUGCACGUUUAUUGUUUGAUGGGAUGGAAGAAAAAAGUUCAGUGUCUUGGAAUGCAAUGAUUUCUGGUUAUUCACAAAAUGGACUUCCGGAGGAUGCCCUGAUAUUAUUUCGUAAAUUGGUGUCUGACGGAUUUCAGCCAUCUGAUAUUGCUGUAGUUAGUGUGCUUGGGGCUUGUUCACAACAAUCAGCUUUGCGGCUGGGGAAAGAAACUCAUUGUUAUGCGUUGAAGACUCUCCUUAUGGAGGAUGUUUUUGUUGCUUGUUCAACUAUAGAUAUGUAUGCAAAAAGUGGAUGUAUAAAAGAAUCUCGAAGUGUUUUUGAUGGGUUGAAGAAUAAAGAUUUGGCGUCAUGGAAUGCUAUUAUUGCUGCAUAUGGAGUUCAUGGAGAUGGAGAAGAGUCAAUAGAGCUAUUCGAGAGAAUGAGGAAAGUUGGUCAAAUGCCUGAUGGUUUCACAUUUAUUGGUAUAUUGACGGUGUGUAGUCAUGCAGGGCUGGUUGAAGAAGGGCUGAAAUAUUUCAAUGAGAUGCAGAAUUUCCAUGGGAUAGAACCAAAACUGGAGCAUUAUGCAUGUGUUAUGGAUAUGUUAGGUCGUGCUGGAAGAUUGGAUGAUGCUCUAAGGCUUGUCCAUGAGAUGCCUGAGCAACCAGAUAGUCGAGUCUGGAGCUCAUUGCUCAGUUUCUGCAGGAAUUUUGGUGAGCUGGAAAUAGGGCAGAUAGUUGCAGAGAAGCUGUUAGAAUUAGAACCAAAGAACGUAGAGAACUACGUAUCACUUUCAAACCUGUAUGCUGGAUCAGGUCGGUGGGAUGAUGUGCGAAGGGUGAGGCAAAUGAUAAAGGAUAUUGGCCUUCAAAAGGAUGCUGGCUGCAGUUGGAUUGAACUUGGAGGUAAAGUACAUAGUUUCGUUGCUGGGGACAAUUUGCUGCCACAGUCGAAAGAGAUGAGUAUGACAUGGAGAAAAUUAGAGAAAAAGAUGUGUAAAAUUGGAUAUAAACCUAACACAAGCGCUGUGCUCCAUGAUGUGGACGAAGAGAAGAAGAUUGAGAAACUGCGAGGGCACAGCGAGAAGCUUGCAAUUUGUUUUGGGCUGUUGAACACAACCAAAGCCACAACUCUCAGGAUUUUCAAGAAUCUGCGCAUUUGUGUAGAUUGUCAUAACGCUUCUAAGUUUAUGUCGGAGGUAACUGGAAGAGAGAUAAUAAUUAGAGAUAACAAGCGGUUUCAUCAUUUCAAAGAUGGAUUGUGUUCUUGUGGAGAUUAUUGGUGAAGAGAGGCAAGCAAGUUUCCGAUAUUUGCUUUUGAUUAGGGAAAACAGAUACUGGAGGUUGUCAAUUGAUUUACAGUAAGGUAUUAUACAGAAAUGGUUACUGCGAUUUGCUGCUCCAUUACUUCCUCUCAGAAUCACCUUGCACGUUCUGUUAAUAGGAUUAAAGUACAAUUGUAACUAUUCAAUGUAAUUUCACGAAUCUGUAUAUUUCUUCAUAGUAUGUGAUUAUAAAAAUAAAUGCUACAUACCUUACAGCUGCA